Messenger RNA from Chenopodium quinoa (quinoa), 2196 nucleotides. RefSeq lists its product as uncharacterized. Bases 1 to 2196 code for a protein of 731 amino acids. Lineage: Eukaryota; Viridiplantae; Streptophyta; Magnoliopsida; Caryophyllales; Amaranthaceae. The record is from RefSeq and is a predicted model, not a curated record. The transcript has 2 exons.
AUGGGUGAUAGAUAUUAUUAUGAAGAUGAUGAAGGUUACAAUGAAAACUCUAGAUUGGAUGCUCUAGAAAGGAAGUUUGAUAGACUUCUUGAGGUCUUGGAGAAUAGAAGAAGUCCUAGAAGGAGGAGGAGCCCUAGUGAAGAAGAUGACUCUCACUCUCCUCACCGGAGAAGGGAACACCGCCAACGACACCAUGAGGACAACCGUGACCGAGACAUCAAGUUGGAAUUUUCGGACUUUGAAGGUAAUCUUGAUCCUAAUGAAUUUCUUGAUUGGGCUAGAAGUAUGGAGAAUGUGUUUGAAUAUAAGGGUUAUAAUGAUGAAAAACGUUUCAAAUUGGUCAUCCUUAAACUAAAAAAACAUGCUUCUUUGUGGUAUGAGAACUUUAAGAAUCGUAGGAAGAAAGAUGGAAAAUCAAAAAUCACUUCUUGGGCGAAAUUAAAGAAACAUAUGAACAAGGCUUUUGUGCCUAGAGAUUAUUUGCAAGAUGCUUAUAUUAAAUUGAACCCUCUUAAGCAAGGAACUAUGUCGGUAGAGAAGUAUACUAGGGAGUUUGAAAAAUUUUCUAUCAUGAGUGGAGUUGAGGAAGCACCGGAGCAUAAGAUUGCUAGGUAUAUUGGUGGUCUUGAAAGAAAGCUUGGGCAAAAGGUUAAUGUGCAUGCCCAUGGAAGUUUUGAUCAAGUGGUGCAAGUGGCUUUAAAGUUUGAGAAGUAUGACAAGGUGAGUAGUGCUAGUGGGUAUCCUAAGCCUACGUUCAAGAAUUCUUUUGCUCUAACAGGUGAGACAAGCAAGCCCAUUGUGAAGGAUGACAAAGGCAAGGGUCCCAUGCAUUUUCCUAGCAAAGAUGAUCACAACAAGAUGGGAAAUCGAAACACUUGCUACAAGUGUAGAGGCUAUGGACAUUUUGCUAAUGAGAUUCCAAAUAGUAGAGCUAUGAUGAUUCGUGAAAUGGAUGAUGAUGAGUACGAAGAUGAGAAGAGGGAUUUCGGUGACCCUAUAUAUGAUGAGGAGGAUGAAAUUGUAGUUGACGCCGAUGAGGGUCAAAUCCUUGUUGUGAGGAGAGCACUUCAGUCCAUUUCCACCCCUUCAUCGGAAGAGCAAAGGGAAAAAAUCUUCCAAACUCGAUGCACCAUCAAGGAGCGGGUUUGCAAUCUUAUCAUCGAUAGUGGCUCUUGCACUAAUGUGGCCUCAACAACAUUGGUGAGCAAGCUCAAUCUUGAAACGACCGAUCAUCCUACUCCCUACAAGCUUCAAUGGCUUAACAAUCACAAUGAGGUGAAGGUAACGAAACAAACUCUUCUUUCUUUCUCAAUUGGCAAGUUAUAUAAGGAUGAGGUGCUUUGUGAUGUAUUGCCUAUGGAUGCUUGUCAUGUAUUGCUUGGUAGACCUUGGGGAAUUGAACAUCAAAUUGAUCUUAUUCCCGGAUCACAACUCCCUAAUAGACCGGCUUAUAGGUGCACCCUCGAUGAAGCAAGAGAGCUUCAAAGACAAGUUGGUGAGUUGAUUGAAAGAGGAUUUGUGAGGGAAUCCCUUAGCCCUUGGUCGGUUCCGGCUCUUUUGGUCCCGAAAAAGGAUGGUACAUGGAGGAUGUGUGUGGAUAGUAGGGUCAUCAACAACAUUACCAUCAAGUACCGCUUCCCUAUUCCCCGACUUGAUGAUAUGCUUGAUGAGUUACAUGGUUCCAAGGUGUUUUCGAAGAUUGACUUGAGGAUGGGGUACCAUCAAAUUCGUAUGUGUGAAGAAGAUGAGUGGAAGACCGCUUUCAAGACAAAGGAAGGCUUGUAUGAGAGGCUAAUUAUGCCAUUUGGGCUCUCUAACACUCCUAGCACUUUCAUGAGGCUCAUGAAUGAGGUACUUCGCCCUUUCAUUGGUAAAUUUGUUGUUGUUUAUUUUGAUGACAUACUUGUUUAUAGCAAAUGUGAACUUGAUCAUGUUAAACAUUUGAGGCAAGUAUUUGAAACAUUGAGAAGUAGGAGGCUUUUUGCCAAGUUGGAAAAAUGUACUUUUAUGGUGGAUAGUAUUGUCUUUCUUGGUUAUGUGAUUUCAAAUGUAGGGAUCUCAAUGGACCCUAGUAAAGUGGAGGCCAUUCAAUCUUGGCCUACUCCUACUACUCUCACUCAAGAUAGGAGUUUUCGUGGUUUAGCUUUCUUCUAUCAAAGGUUUGUGAAGAAUUUUAGCACUAUUUUGGCCCGGUGA